Molecule: messenger RNA, 1749 nt
Organism: Symbiodinium sp. CCMP2592
Lineage: Eukaryota; Dinophyceae; Suessiales; Symbiodiniaceae
Source: the annotation of a GenBank genome assembly
AUGCAGUUAUCAUUUCGCUUCGCGGAUGGUCGCUCAGUCGGACCUCUUGAAUUCGAGCACCACGUGCGCAUUGAUGAUGUGGCUUCUCACUUGAAAGCAGUAGUGAAGCCCACAGAAUCCGUGUAUGCGCGUCUUCUUUGGGAGAGUUCGUGGCUGCCACCCGGUCAGAAGCUCUCAGAAACUUCGCUUAACGAUGGGGACGUGCUGGAGACACUCUGGGCUUCGGCAUCGCCCCUGCCAGAAAACGGGAAUGACGGAGCAGAAGUCCUGCCAAGGCGCCGCGCGAACCUUUUGAAGUGCAGCGAAGAUUCUGCGGGCCGUUUGGACGUUCUUGAUUGCUCAGGAAUGUACAAGCUUGACCGGGACUUGGAUGGGUUUGAGCAAUGCAUCACUCCAUCACUACAAGUGCUGGAUAUUCGCCAGUGCGCCUUCAAAGCAGACUUCAUUCGGAGGAUUUUCGCAAAAGUGCCCGCAACUCUGAAGGAGCUACGUGCAAGCAGGAACAUCAUUCGUGGAUCUGCAUUGGAGUGCCUUUGCGACCGGGGACUUAGCCUGAGGGUGCUGGACAUUGGCUACUCCCACUGCGAGGACUGCUCUUCAUUGCCCCGCAUCGGUGGCAUUGCCGAAGGCUCUGUGGAAGAGCUUGUGAUUGGAGAUCUCGAGUCCUUGACGGAAAAGCCAAGGUUGCUGGCUGAUGUGCUGCCGCUGUGUCCGCAGCUCAAGCUAGUUGACUUCGCCUGGAAUAACCAAGAAUCUUUUUUGUCCAACACACUUCAAAGCUUGGCCCAGCACUGUCCUCUUGUUGAAGCGGUGUACGGCUACCGCACAGAGCCGGAAGCCCCUCAGUUGCUCGAGCUUCUGUCUCGAUGCCAGAAUGUGACACACUUGGAAGUUUCCGGUAUCUCCUCCCCCGAGGUUAUCUCGAACAUGGCACAGCUCCCAUCGUUGAGGUCUGUCCGUCUGGAGUUGACAUCCUCGGAGGCGGAGUUGAUGAAGGCAAUGUGUCGCCUUAAGGUAGAGACACUGUAUCUCGAGUUCGGAUGGGUCGAUGACGACGACCACGACGAGGAUGACAUAGAGUUCGCACUGGAUCUCUGUGAGAACCCAACAGAGCUCACAGAGCAUUUUUCCAGCUCAUCAGCAACAAAUGUUUCCCUUGUGGUCGCUGGAGUGGAACCGAGCAUCCUUGAAGCAAUAGGGUCCCGCUUGCAUCAGCUGGGGCCUCUCAGGGCCCACAGCGCAGAUCAUCCUAUCUUGGAGGCGCUCGUGCAGGCUCCCAGUUGCUGUGUCAACCUUGUGCGACUGGACAUCAACUUCUACGAACAGAUUGACGCGGGCACAUUGGCCACAGUGGCCGAGAGAUGCCCUUCCUUGAAGAUUGUUAUGUUGAAUGCCGACGAGAACGGCUUUCAGAAAACUCCGAUCGAUGAGGGCAUCCUAGCGCUUGGCCGGCAUUGUAGCAAGCUGGAGCACCUGGAUCUCUACGAUCGUCUUCUGCAAGAUCCUGCUACGACGCUGGCCACUGCAGUGGCUGGGUGGCCGCACCUGCGCUACCUUUGCGCUGCUAACACCACCGAGAUGUCUUGGGUCGACGCAGAUCCAGAUUGCCGAAUCUUUCGUGCGCUGGCCGCCCAUUGCCCGUCUCUCCAAAACGCCGUGUUUUAUGACAUGCCAGCAGACUGGACAGGCAUCCUUCAGGGGUCUUGUCCUCUCUACGGAGAGCUCGACUUGGACUCAGACUCCGAGUAG